Messenger RNA from Camellia sinensis, 2752 nucleotides. RefSeq names its product glycerophosphodiester phosphodiesterase GDPDL7. The record is from RefSeq and is a predicted model, not a curated record. Gene Ontology annotation, molecular function: glycerophosphodiester phosphodiesterase activity. NCBI's taxonomy places the organism in Eukaryota, Viridiplantae, Streptophyta, Magnoliopsida, Ericales, Theaceae. Gene Ontology annotation, biological process: lipid metabolic process.
CAAAUUAUAUAAAUAUGUAACGUUUUAUUAUUGGAUGACAAACACACAAUUAACAUGAUAUUACGAGAAUACAAGAUCUACCCCAUAUUUAGAAGUUUUUGUGUUACAUGAUAUUUGUAGCCCUAACAUGUAGGAUCAGUCACCACCCACAUACCCCGGCAAAAAAAAACUGUUAAAUUAAAAAAGGAGGAGAAGAUCCAUAAAAAGCCAACCAACCAACCAACCAAGAAAAAAAGCUGUAGAAAAGUUCAAACCAAAGUCAGCCUUUAAAUCCCCAAAAAUAAGCAAUGAAUGAAGGUUAAAACCUCUCCUAUUUUCCACCACCCUUUUGUCCACCAAUUACUAUUUACAUUUCUUUACAUUCCCCUCCAAAGUUUCUCAAGGUUUUUUUUCCUGGGGAAUGUCUAUGUUCCUUGGCCAGGCCAUCAAUAUCCAAGAUUUCCAUAAAAUGAUCGGACGGUUGUUUUUGGUUUUCUUGUUGAUCCAUUCAACUUUUGGUCAGAAACAUCAUCACAAGCCGGCUUCACAGCCAUGGCUGACCCUCAGUGGUAAGAGGCCUGCUGUGAUAGCACGUGGUGGAUACUCAGGGCUAUUUCCUGAAUCAUCGGACAUAGCAACCCAAUUGGCAGUGCAAACAAGCUUGCCUGAUGUUGCUAUAUUUUGCAGUCUGCAACUAUCAAAAGAUAACCAGGGUUACUGCCUCUCAACUUUAAAUCUUGAUAAUGCAACAAACAUACAAGAUUUCUUCCCCAAAGGACAAAAAACUUACAACGUAAAUGGAAAUUCAGUGCAAGGGUAUUUUGCUUUGGAUUUUACUUCUGACCAGCUUCUCACUGUAUCAUUGAUUCAAGGUAUAUACACUAGAGCAAAUAUUUUUGAUGGGAUAAGGAUGCCCAUAUUUACCAUUCAAAAAAUAAUGGAAUAUGUGCCGCCACCCGCUAGGUUUUGGUUAAAUGUUCAGUACAGCAGCUUCUACGCCCUGCACAAACUCGAUCCAGCAUUGUAUGUUCAGAACCUUUUGAAAACCACUCUCGUAGAGUUUGUCUCAUCUCCUGAGAUUGGUUUCUUGAAGAGCAUGAAAGGGAAAGUAGGCAAAAGCAAGGCACAGUUUAUUUUUGUGUUCUUAGAAGAAAAUGCAGUUGAACCAACAACAAACCAAACAUACGGUUCACUACUCAAGGAUCUCUCCGCAAUCAAGUUAUUCGCGUCCGGGAUUCUUGUCCCGAAAGGGUACAUAUGGCCUGUCAAUGCUCAAAUGUACUUAGAGGCACCCACUACUGUUGUAGCUGAUGCUCACAAGGCAGGGCUAGAAGUCUAUGCUUAUAAUUUCGCAAAUGACCAAAUGGCGAGUUAUAACUACAGCUAUGAACCAACAGCUGAGUACUUGCAGUAUAUUGAUAAUUCCCAAUUCUCUGUUGAUGGGUUCCUUACAGAUUACCCUUCCACUGCAUCAGAAGCAAUUGCAUGUUUGGCACAUAACAAGAAUGCAACCAGGCCUGUCAAAGGAAAACGAAAACCUUUGGUGAUAAGUCACCAUGGAGCAAGUGGAUUUUACCCGGGCAGCACUGAUCUUGCUUACCAGAAAGCAGUAGAUGAUGGAGCUGACAUUAUUGACUGCUCAGUACAGAUGUCGAAGGAUGGAGUUGCAUUCUGCUCGAGCUCAGCUGACCUUGCAUCAGCUACGACUGCAAAGGCAACUUUCAUUGCUAAAUCUUCUACAAUCCCUGAAAUUCAAAGUAACAGUGGAAUUUUCUCAUUUGAUCUCACAUGGAGCGAGAUUCAAACCUUGCAGCCUCUAAUAGCAAGCCCAUUUGCUACGAAUGAGGGCAUGAACAGAAACCCAGCAUACAAGAGCAAGGGUAAAUUCAUUACUCUUGCUGAAUUUUUGGAACUUUCCAAGGAGAAGAAAGUUUUUGGAAUUUUGAUCGAAAUAAAGAAUGCUGCCUACUUGGCAUCAAAGAAGGGUAUUGACUUAAUUGACACUGUUUCCACUGCUUUGAGCAAUGCUACUUUUGACAAGGAAACCACCCAACAAGUGUUGAUCCAAUCAGACGAUGGUGGAGUCCUAUCGAAGUUCAGCAAUGUCCCAACUUACAAACGAGUAUUCCUCAUCGAAGAAACAGUAGGUGAUGCACCAAAGCCGACAGUGGAUGAAAUCAAGAAGUUUGCCAAUGCAGUUAACAUCCGCAAAGGCUCCAUCAUUAAAAUUUCCAAUGAUUUCACCAUCACUCCUACUAACGUUGUUCAGGAGAUGAGGAAGGCCAACUUAACAGUGUAUUCCUCAGUUUUCAGAAAUGAAUUUACAGGGAUUGCAAUGGAUCUUUUCUCAGAUCCAAUCGUAGAGCUGGCAACAUUCAUUGCGCCACCUUUCAGCCUUGAUGGGAUCGUAACAGACUACCCUGCAACAGCAAUCACUUAUCUAAAAAGUCCAUGUUUCUACAGCGAUGAAGAUCUCGAAUACAGCAUCUUACCUGUUGUACCUGGUGCGAUAUUUCAGAUGGUUCCAGACGGAGUAGAACUGCCACCUGUAGGAGCCCCAGCGCCAGCUCUCGAUGUUAAGGAUGUUGUGGACCCACCUCUACCUCCGGUCUCCAAUGUCUCUGCAGCCAAUGUCACUGCAGCAGCAGCACCACCUAAUGCUGCAGCUGCUCCACCCCCAGAAGCCAAAAGCAGCCAGACAGCAAAUGUUGCUAAUUUUGGUCUCACACUGAUUGCAAUCAUGGUGCUUAGUUUGCUUUCUGUAGCAUGUUAA